AUGGGCCGCCUACACAGCAAGGGGAAAGGCAUCUCGCGAUCGGCGAAGCCGUACAAGCGGACCCCCCCGCAAUGGUUGAAGACGUCGUCAGUAGAUGUGGAGGAGCACGUCUGUAAGCUUGCGAAAAAGGGCCUGACGCCGUCUCAGAUUGGCGUCAUCCUCCGCGACUCGAGCGGAAUCCCCGCGGUGAAGUCUGUCACUGGGUCGAAGAUCUUACGUCUGCUGAAAAAGAAUGGUCUCGCACCGGAGAUUCCUGAGGACCUCUACAUGCUCAUCAAGAAGGCGGUGUCUGUUCGCAAGCACAUGGAGCGUAAUCGUUCCGACAAAGACUCCAAAUUUCGCCUUAUACUGAUUGAAUCCCGCAUCCAUCGGCUUGCACGCUACUAUCGCGAGCUCUCAGAGUUCCACACGCAAACUCAACGCAUCGUGGAAGUACGAGAGUGCCACUGCUUCAGCGCUUGUUGCCUAAGCUCAUAG
Messenger RNA from Aureococcus anophagefferens, 477 nucleotides. RefSeq lists its product as hypothetical. Bases 1 to 477 code for a protein of 158 amino acids. The transcript is spliced from 2 exons. Gene Ontology annotation, cellular component: cytosolic small ribosomal subunit; nucleolus; ribosome. NCBI's taxonomy places the organism in Eukaryota, Pelagophyceae, Pelagomonadales, Pelagomonadaceae. Gene Ontology annotation, biological process: translation. Gene Ontology annotation, molecular function: structural constituent of ribosome; small ribosomal subunit rRNA binding. The record is from RefSeq and is a predicted model, not a curated record.